Molecule: messenger RNA, 1498 nt
Organism: Paramacrobiotus metropolitanus
Lineage: Eukaryota; Metazoa; Tardigrada; Eutardigrada; Parachela; Macrobiotidae
Exons: 11
Coding region: 362-1345 (327 amino acids)
Source: RefSeq, a predicted model, not a curated record
CCACUUUUCGAGUUCUGACGGUUGCAGUUUUGCAGAGACAGGUUACGAGCUCUUUUCUCACGGUCACGACACAUUAGAAUUGAAAUUCAUCAUUAUUGUGGCACUGCAAUUAAGCAUCAUUUUUAAAAAUGAGUUCAAUACCGGAAGAUUCUUUCUUACAUAUUAUGAUAUUACCUGCAGAACAAUGUUAGGACAUUUCGGAGGAGCUAUACGUUUAUAUAGCUUAAUCCGAUGACCUAAGUACGACACGUGAGUAGAGUUAUCCUAUUUCAUUCACAUUCGACAUCGGUUCUCCGGUAAAGUAACGACAUCAAAACACUUUCGGAUCAGUAGAAACGGAAAAACAACAACGUUUUACAACAUGUUGUUUUUAUCCGGAUUGUUCUUCCUGUGUGUAUUUGGAUUUUCGGACGCAACUUACCGGUAUUAUAACGAGCACCUCCCGUAUGCUACGGGAGAUACGAUUCUUUCUCUGUGGCACAACCAUGGAGGUCCACGGGUGGCCCACCGAAAGUGGAACAUGGAAUGUCUUGACGGAGAGGCAAUGACUGGUGUCCAGGAUUUCUCAGACGAUUUUGAGCGGCUGACUGCUGUAUGGUGCAAAUUUAUGUUUCCCUACAAACCACCAACCCACGGAAUGUAUCCAUAUUUUCCCAGUUGUAUAGUACGAAAUUUUACCACCGAAUUCUUUUGCUUCAAUGCCAACGAUGCAUCAAGAUCUAUCAAUACGUUUAUGACAGCAUUUUGGGAUAACGAGUACAAUUUCUACGUCUAUCGUCCAGGUGGAUUCGGUUUGACGACCGGGGACGAUUUGCAGCCAUACAAGUGUUGUAAAACUCCGAAAGGCUACUAUAUCGAUUAUUUGUCAUGCCACUAUAUUGAUAGUCAUGAUCCAUACCGGGAAUUCUACGAUAGUUUGUCCAAUUUUGUCAUGUUAUGUCCAACUGGAUACGUUAUGACGGGCAUAUCAAAGAAACUAACGCCAUUCGAGCAAGAAUAUCACGUGGAGUGGAUACAGUGCUGCCGGCUUGGUUAUGGUGCCGCAGUAGCCCUUCCGCCGCCAGUGUAUUCGGCUAACGGGAAGAAGGCAUUUUAUGCCAAUAGUUAUGCUGAAGCCCCGCGGAUUCCAGAGGGCUACAUGUCGCAGUAUAAAAUGGGAAGAAGUUAUAACGAAUCGAUCAGCAAUUAUUCGGCCAAUCCGAAUGAGUCAACUAAUGACUGGCACAGCUUCCGCUACACUGACAAGCCAAUUCCAAAGGAUUCGUUUAAUCAAAAAUACCUGGUGCAGAGUAACGAUGUUGUCCAUACGGCAAUUAAUGAUAAUGUGAGAAGCUCGUACUACUGACGUGAAGUUCCUCAACCAUUUUGUUUUUUUGGAUAACGCUGGUUAUUUGUGGUUCGGUGUUUGCUAAGGGGCAACAUUUGCUAAUUUAACGGUAACCGCGUGCUUUUUACAGUAAUGUUUUGUUAGUAGAACAUUUGGUGAAAUAAAUAUGCA